AUUCACGCAUGCCCGAGCUGCUGGAUUGACAAGUGCAAUUCGAUUUACCCACGACUUAAACUUAUCAUUCGUCACAAAAUACAAUUCCUUUCCGAUUAGAGCUUGCUUUCGAGUGUAGCAAGUAGGCGGUUGACUGUCGUCAUUGUCGGUUGUUUUAUCAAAACGACAGCUAAUUAGGAUUGUUCAGCGGAUGUACGAAGCUGUGUCAUAUCGAGUGCGCAACUACCAUAAUUUUCUUAUCAAAUAGUUGGCGGCGCCACGAGUAGAGCUACAUACGCGCAACGGUUGCUAGAUCUGUUUCAAUCUGUUUUAGCUGGUUCAAAAGCUAUGCUAUGCAAUGAUUGAACUAAGGAGGCCUUACAAAUGUGCAUUAUGCAUUUUUUGUUGUUGUAACGUACAUUUGUUGUUUUCGAAGACCACCGACUUUCAGCGAACUAUUGAAGGUAGAGUAAAUAUUAAUAAUAUUAAACUAUCGAACAAUGAUUAACAGCGAAUGAAUUAACUAUCAGUCAAUGUUUUUUUGUUCGCCCCGUGCCACGCAUUGCUAAUUCGUACGGCAACACUUGUCGAGCUUCAAGCGCAUGAAACGUGAAAGAUUCGAGUGAAAACACGUUUGUAAACCUGCGCCUCAGUUUUGAGCCAUGUUGGAUAUGCUAGUGGAAGAAAAAGAAAACAUGUUUACGACAACAUUUGAUGGAAGCGCAUUUUUCGCAUCUAUGUGUGUCCUCGAUGAAUGAUAAUGGCAUCGAAGAACUGAACUGAAUCAAGCGGGAGAGGAAACUUCGCUUGACUGUAGAACGACUAGACACGGUUUCACGUAAUAGCGCUUGCAGUUUGGAGCAUAUAAACAUGUACGUAACAACAGUAGGCAAUGAAUGUUGGGCGUCCACUAUUGGCAACGAUGGAUGUAGGACAUUGAAACGAUCUCGCAAAUACUUUUUUCUUCAUAAAAUCAAAAAUCUUCUUUUAAAAAAAUCCGCUACUCUCAGCUGGAGUCACACAAACGCUGCAGUAGUAUGUAGCAAAUAGUAAAAAUUACUUAACAUCAAUCUAAUCCGCAGGUAAAACACCGGGACGCUACUUGUUUGGUGUGUGAAACAAUUGGCAGUAAACACGUUCUAGGUGAAGAAAACAUACGCAUCAUGUGCACACACUUUGAUCAGCAACCAAAGUGGAAAUCAGCAACAGAGCGCACCCAGUUCACAGAUGCUGGUGAUUGAACCCGUCGUGCGGUUUGUUCCCCAAACCGUUUACCAUGCUGAUUUCGGGUUGUUGUUUUUCGCCAUUUUCUGUUUUUACGAUGAUGUGGUGCUGUAGUCGCUGCUAUAAUUAUAAAUAUAUUUGUUUUUCGUUUUUAUCCCGUGGCGGUGUUGUUUUACCGCCCGAUUUCCCGGACUAUAUAAACCGAGAAUGUAAAUCCUAUGAAACCUAGCAGUUUCCCUUCAGAGUUUACUGAGCAGUGCAAGAAAGAGGUCGUUUGUUUGUGAUUUUUUUUAAAUUAAUUUCGCACGAACAAUUGUGUUGUUUUGUGUCACGCCAAAUAACAGUGCGUAGUGUUUAUAUGUGUGUGCAACCCUAACAAAGUUGGCCGUGAAGCGACUGAAAGUUUCGGAAUUAAAAUUUUGCGUCUUUAGGUAGCAAUAGUUUCAAAAUGUGUGAUAUUCUAGCAGCGAUAUCCUACAGUUAUGGUUACAAUGAGCGUCCCAGAAAACGGGUUAAAAUAAAUAUGACCAUCCCAUCGAGACCAGCACCGCCACCACCGCAGCGUAAUACGACCGCACCUUUGCGCUACACACCCACGACAGAUUGGGACUUUUGUGCGUUCGAUUCCAGCAGCACGUCAAGCCAACCCGCCACCGGAAAUGGGCAUCAUCAGCAGCAGAGUGUCAAAGCGAAAAAGCCACCACCGCCCAGGCCUCCACCGCCAAAACUGCUCGCUGCUCCAACGGCACCGCUUAAGAAACCGAACCAACCGCAAUCGAUAAACAUUUUGUCCAGUUUGUUUGGCCAUAAACGCGGUUCGAAUGGAGCGACCACAAGCAAACCAAACACCGGCAGUGCUAGUUCGCACCCGAAGCACAACUUUGCUUCCGGUCCUGUGAAAUUGCUUCCGCCUCCAUCGACGAAGCCUACCGCAGGAAAGGUUUCAAAUUUCACGACUUUCACUGAACAUCACAGCAGUACAAACUACGGUUCAUUUGUCCAAUCGUCCAGAAGCACAGGAGCUGGCUCAACCGCCGGUACAAGCACAGAGAUGCAACUGAUAAGCUUCGAUUCACCGCCCAGUUCACCGACCUUUACCCAGAAAUCCUGCAGCGAUUGCAUUAGCGUGGACAGUUUCAGCUCGGACUCGAACUACUCAUCGCCCAACAAUGGCAACAUGUCACAGGCCGAAAGUGGCUUUGAGGAUGAUUUUGUCGCGUGUGCCAGCAGCAACAAUCGGCACCACCAGGUUGGCUCUGGCGUACCGUGGGGUGAUCUGGAUCCGUUUGAUGGUAGCCAUGCUUCGGCUACACCAUCGCCAGCCAUUUACGGUACGAUUCCGCUAGCAUCGGCCCAGAUUCGUGCACCGCUGAUCAACAGCAAACUGCAGCAAUCGGACUUCGUUGAUCCACUGUGCAAUGGACAGAGUGUUUUACCGAAGGUACCAAUAAUGUCAAUGCCGACGAUAAUAAAACCUCCAACCAGCAGUAAUCCAGAAAGCCAAAAAUCCACUCCGUCUCAUUCGGCGACAGUGCGAAACUUUAACGUGGCGCCUAAAAUCAGCGCCCCAGCAGCACGUGCAUACGAUGCAUCAGUGGAGGAUGAUUUCGCCCCGGAUACGGGAGCUUUCGAUUCGCUCACAUCCCAUCCAAUGCCGAGUGUACCGCCACCACCACCGCCACCGCUCGCCGAUGAGACGUACACGGAAGAACCGUACGGUAUUGCACUAUACGACUUCCAGGGUGAAGCGGAUGAGGAUUUGAGUUUUAAGACAAAUGAGAAGAUUUAUCUACUGAAGCGACUGAACGACGAAUGGUAUAUGGGUCGCGACAAACGUGGCCUUGAAGGAAUGUUCCCCGUAAACUACGUCGAGGUAAGGGUGCCACUAGCAGCUAGCAGUACGUCUGAGGAACAACCGCAGGUCAAUGAAACUGUUGCUGCCGUGAAAGUGCGAGCACUGUACAAUUUUAAGGCGGAAGCACCCGAAGAUCUUUCUAUAAUGGAGAACGAUUACGUUGCCGUACUGUAUCAAAUAACACCGGAUUGGCUGUACGGGGAGAUCGAUGGCCGGAGAGGUCAAUUUCCAGCGAACUACAUCGAGUAUGUGCCACCGAAACUACCGCAGAUGCCUACAGCAAGCAGCUAAGCACCAAAUACAACUGAAGCAAGUAUCGAAUCUCGAGUAUUUACAUAUCCUAGAAGCGCGUUUGGCCUUAGUACGGAGCAACAUCGUGAAUGCCGCAAACCUAUUGCAUCACAAAACACAAGAACCAGCCAGCCAGGGACUAAACCACGAAUGGUUUGUCCUUUUUUAAAACACGUAAAGAAGCUGUGAUUUUUUUUGUAUGUAGCGUGCUUGUUUGUGUGGCUUCUUACAAGCGAAAUGAAAACAAAAAACGUGGCUAAGCUCUUUGGUCUAUAAGUGGUCAUAUGUGCGAGGACUGUGUGUGCGCGUAUCCACGAUAAUCGCGCUUUUUUUUAUAAGCCAUCAUUUAUUAAGCGAAUAAGUUGGUGAUAAUUAGGUAAGGAAGCAAGCCACACCACAGAACGAGGCUUCGUGUGCACGGCAUGUGUGUUUGUGUGGUUCUAGCGCAUAUAGGGGAAAAUUAUGAAAUUUGUUUGUAAAAUGCUACUAACAAUGUGUAAAGCAUACCAUUAAAGGAAAAGUCGAAAAAGCACCAAGGCUGAGUAGAAAAACAAUUUACACGGGUGAGCCUCUGAAAAGAUGAUAUUUAGCGUAGAUCACCAGCAAAGCGAACAUAUACCUUGGUACGCGAUGCUGCGCAAUAUUUCGUCCGUGGCCAAAGAGUUGAUUGCACUGCAUAGAGUGGGGCCUAUUUGCGAGGAAGCUGUAGAUGGUCCUUUUGUAGGAGAAUAUUUGUAAUAUAAUUGUCCAUCAAAAAGAAACGUUUAAGGAGAUCUGAAUAAUCCUAGUUCCGCGAAGGAAAGUGGUAAUUUAAAAAAUAGGCACAACAACUCACAAACCAAGCGUGUGUGCAUACUAAUAUGGUGUAUGGUGUUUGGAUGAGAUCCACAUUUACAUAUUACCGGACGUUUUCGUACCAACUGCAUAAGACAUGUGUUUGUAUAUACUUUAAAAAUCGCUGCUAGGCGGUGUCCUGCCGUACAGCAACACUUCAGUGUGCGUCAUUUGUGCGAGGAAUUAGUUAAUAAAACAAAAAACAUUAUAAACAAA
Molecule: messenger RNA, 4399 nt
Organism: Anopheles funestus (African malaria mosquito)
Lineage: Eukaryota; Metazoa; Arthropoda; Insecta; Diptera; Culicidae
Exons: 4
Coding region: 1652-3349 (565 amino acids)
Biological process (GO): actin cortical patch localization; endocytosis; plasma membrane tubulation
Cellular component (GO): actin cortical patch
Molecular function (GO): protein binding; lipid binding
Source: RefSeq, a predicted model, not a curated record